Vicugna pacos (alpaca) is the source of this 504-nucleotide messenger RNA. It is a transcript of the gene COX7A2, whose product is annotated as cytochrome c oxidase subunit 7A2. Gene Ontology annotation, biological process: regulation of oxidative phosphorylation; mitochondrial electron transport, cytochrome c to oxygen; mitochondrial respirasome assembly. NCBI's taxonomy places the organism in Eukaryota, Metazoa, Chordata, Mammalia, Artiodactyla, Camelidae. The record is from RefSeq and is a predicted model, not a curated record. Gene Ontology annotation, cellular component: respiratory chain complex IV.
CAAGUCCCUCCUCUGCCCGGAAAUAGUUCUGUUCCCAGACACUUGCGCAAAGCCAGAAAGUAGUUCCGGUUCCGUCGUGUGGAUUUUCGUUCCUGGUAGUCAGUUGUCACGGUUGGUGAGAAGCGGCUGAGGCAAGAUGCUGCGGAAUCUGCUGGCUCUUCGCCAAAUUGCUCGGAGGACCAUAAGUACUGCUUCCCGCAGGCAGUUUGAAAAUAAAGUUUCAGAGAAACAAAAGCUGUUUCAGGAGGAUAAUGGAAUUCCAGUGCAUCUAAAGGGUGGGAUGGCUGAUGCCCUCCUGUAUAGAGCCACCAUGGUUCUCACAGUUGGUGGAACAGCAUAUGCCAUAUAUGAGCUGGCUAUGGCUUCAUUCCCCAAGAAGCAGGACUGACUUCAGUUUAUCCUCUCAGCGAUCUGUGGACCAGUAAUCUGACAAUAACUGAGUUCUUCUUUGGGGAUCAAUAUUUAUUGACUUGUACUAACUGCCACCAAUAAAGCAGUCUUUAC